Molecule: messenger RNA, 2517 nt
Organism: Recurvomyces mirabilis
Lineage: Eukaryota; Fungi; Ascomycota; Dothideomycetes; Mycosphaerellales; Teratosphaeriaceae
Exons: 1
Coding region: 1-2517 (838 amino acids)
Molecular function (GO): protein binding
Source: RefSeq, a predicted model, not a curated record
AUGGAAGAGGUUCUCGCCAAUGAGCGAGCAGCCGAACAACAUGCUCUCACCCUUGUGAAGAACAAGGACCAGCCGAUCGCGGACACCCUGAGCGCUUUCAACGAGUACCGCCAGUGUGCCCUAGCUGCUACCUUCGCCGACUUUGCUCAUGCUGAGGAGCAUCAAGUCCGGCUGUGGCAAGCUCACACCGACGGGCGCCGCUACUUCAGAAAGCCGUUGAGUGAGCUGAGGAAGCAAGGCGCGGGUCGUGCAGUUGAGGCCAGACAGCUCGCAAAGCUGUACAAGGAGUGGAUCAAGGCUAGCACACACUUCUACCGCGAAUAUGUCCUCCAGCUCAGCACCACUUUUGGUGGAAUUCCGGAGCUUGAGGCUGUGGCGCACAAGGUGAAGUCUGACCACGCGGGCGAAAGCUCGCGUGUUCACCUCUCGCCUGAGGAGCACAAACUCGUCCUUACCGCUUGCCACCAGGUCUUGAUCUACCUCGGUGAUCUUGCUCGGUAUCGUGCUACGGAUCAGCUCGACAGCAAGCAAGAAUGGGGUCCAGCUAUUGGAUUCUACGACCUCGCGCACAUUUUACUGCCGACCUCUGGUCAUGGUCAGCACCAGCAAGCUGUUGUGGCGCUUGAACGUCGCGCUCACUUGGCUGCGCUGUACCAUCUGUAUCGCUCAGUGCUUGCUGAUGAUCCUCAUCCAGCCGCAGUCAACAAUCUCAAGCUUGAAUUCGGUAAAGUCAACGCUGCCUGGGACAAGCAGGAAUUGAUCCCAAAGCUCGCACCAAAUGAUCCCGAGGCACCCAAGCAUAACCUCACUGGUUGGUUCGUGCGUAUGCACAGCGUGUGUGCCAAAGGCGAGGUCUUUAGCUCCCAUGCUGAGCUCGAGCGGGAGGUGUUGAGCCAAUUCUCUGCCAUCAUCAGGAAGGACAGCAACAUAUUUGAAAGUACUGUCAUGCGCAUGGUCAUGAUCAACCUUGCCGCGCAGUAUCACGCAGGCCUACUCUUUCAAGGCAAGUCGGACUUAACAAGAUUCUCGAGCGAAUUAAGGCUGACACGGGCAAUAGAGAAGCAAGGCAACAGCUCUGAGAAAGAGCAACAAGCAUUCUUCUACUUCUUUCGCCUCAAUAUCAAGACUUAUACGAUUUUACUUCAAGCAUUUCACGACAACGUGCAAGCGCUUCCGAAAGGCGUUGCGGAGGACGAUGAAUUAUCUUUAAAAUUGACGCCAUGUACCCGUCGCCUGCUACCAGUCUUGCGUCUGUACAGCUCUUGGCUUAGCUGCAAUCUGCACCUUGUGGCUGGCCUCGGUGCUGAUGCUUUCCUGGGCGAUUCUAUCGACAAUCUGUGGACGACAUAUGCUCGCGCGGUUGAUGUCUUAGCCAACGAGGACAUCUUCGGUAUCUGGGCUCUGGACGAGUACGGGACAGCUUAUAUGUUUGAGGAGGAUGUUGAUACGAUUGCGUUUAGUCCUCUUCAGAAUAGUCAACAGACUGUCUGGAGGAACUGGAAGGCCGGCUCUGGUGCGCUGAAACCAAAAUUCUCAGAUGCUGGCGUUGAGCGCAUGCCACAAGACGAGGAGAUGCUGGCACGUGUGAAAGGUCUGCUCGAGGAUGGAUCGAAGCUGGCGCAUGAGGCCGAGGAGGCGCCCAUCGGAAUCGUAGGCGAUCGCAUCUAUUAUGGCCAAGCUCUCACGACUGCCAUCGCCGCUGCGGAGGAAGCCAAAAACCGACCGCCAGAGCCACCACGACCGAAGCCAGUGCAGAAGCCACUAAGCUAUGCCGCCGCUGCGAAGAGUGGUCGUAGUGUUACGAAACCGACCGCCAAUGGUGUGUCAAACGCCAAUAACCGCGCUCGUCAGGCACAAGUGACGCGCAUGGUAGACAAUCUUGUCGAUGAGGACGAAGACAACAACCCAGUAACGCCGCCUCAGCAACAUAUUGCGCACCCGGCUGUUAUCACUAAUGGCGAAGUACCCUACAGCGUUGGACCAUAUGCAGCUCACGCCGACUUCGCGAACGUGACGAGCUACCAGCCUAAGGCGAGAAGCCCAUCGAUCAUGCUGCCACCACAGCCGAAUCUCGUCCCGACUCCGCCACAACCACGCACGCCGAAAGCGUCGCUCACAGCAAAUUCCACGGAACGCAUGCAGUCCAUCUCUCGACUCUGGAACGACUCCAUGGCAUCACCCACCUCGACCUUCCCAUCUGGACUACCUACCGGUACCCUCGCCUCUCCUGCAGAUAUUCACCCACGAUAUCCACCACGCGGCCACUCUCGUGUUAACUCUGUGAAUAGUGUUCGCAGUCGUACUUCGCAGGGGAUGGCUGAUCCGUGGUCGACCCUCGAGUACGGGCAGACGAGUAACGGCGAAGGUGCCGUGCAGCCUGUUAAUGGAUAUACGAAUUUCAGCGCUUCGGGUGUUACGAGCCCCUUGUUGUUUGGUGCUGGAGGUGGGAUCUGGAGUACCGGCCAGGGCGGCAAUGGGCCUAGGAAUACGAGUCCGAAUAGUGGGCAUGGUGGCUGA